Micromonas commoda is the source of this 339-nucleotide messenger RNA. RefSeq lists its product with no specific name. The record is from RefSeq and is a predicted model, not a curated record. Lineage: Eukaryota; Viridiplantae; Chlorophyta; Mamiellophyceae; Mamiellales; Mamiellaceae. The transcript has a single exon. The coding region runs from base 1 to 339 and encodes 112 amino acids.
AUGUCGUGGAUCUACGGCUCGAGCGGAGGCACGGGCUUCUGGGACGAGCAGUGCAAGAGCGAACGACGAAUCAAAGAGAAGUGGGCCGCCACCUACGGCGUGGACCUCAAGGCGAAGAAGGAGGCCGAGGUCGAAGCCGAGAAGGCCGAGCUCGCCAAGGCCGAGGCGGAGCGCCUGGCGCGGGAGGCGGCGAACAAGCCCAACGACUGGAGGUCGCGGCCGAAGCCCUGGGAGGUGAAGGGGCCGGGGACGUGGAAGACGGUGAUCAAACCCACGGGGAUGACGCGCACGUGGGUGCCGACGACGGCGAAGAAGCCGCCCCCCGGCGUGGGAAUCUGA